AUGACACUUAUUUUCAAGAAUCAGACUGUGGUUCCAAAUGCAACCAGUGCAGAGCAGGGAUUGACUGACUCUCUGUCACAAGGGAACACCUUCCUCGACGUUGAUACAACCUCCAUUACUGCAAGUAAGUAAAGUGAUCAUUGCGGACCUUGUUGUCUUUGUCAUCACAUUCAACAUUGAAACAUGGCACGCUAAUAUUGGGUACAUUUUCAUAAGUUCACUUCUGUGGUGUUACAGUGACUACUACCAUUUCAGCUGCUAUAACCACCACAGUUGAAGCAACUACCACAGCUCCCAAAACAACCAAAGCUUCACCCACAACAACCACAUCUGCUUCAACAACAACCACAGCUACCGCCGCGACAUCCACCUCAACCAUAGCAGCCGCCACAACAAACACAGCUACACCAACUACAAAAACAGCCGCAGCUGCAAGCACAUUUUCACAAGCAACAACUACAGGUUCUUCUUCAACAACCACAACAUACCCCACAACAACCACAGUCUCUCCCACAACAACCACAUCUGCACCCACAAUAACAACAGCUGGUGCCACAAUAACAACAGCUACCCCCACAUCAAUCACAGCUGCUCUCACAUUAACUACAGUUUCACCCAAAACAUCAACAACUACAGGUAAAACAUCCACAGCUGCACCUACAACAAUCACAGCCGCACCAAUAUCAACCACAGCCGAAGGAACAUCAACCAAAGUUACAGACACAACAACCACAGCUGCACCAACGACAGCCAUGGGUAAGACAACAACAGCUACACCCACAACAACCACAGCUGCUCCCACAACAACCACAGCUGCUGAUACAGCAACAGCUCGUACUACAAUAACCACAUAUGCCCCCACAACGACCACAUUCCCUGCCACGACAAACACAGCUGCACCUAAAACAACCACAGCUGCAGCCACUACAACAACAGCUCCACCAACAACAACUAAACAUGUACCUACAACAACCACAGCUGCUGCCACCACAACAACCGCUCCUACCAUAUCAACCACAGCUGCUCCCACAACAACCACAGCUGCUGCUACAGCAACAGCUGGUACUACAAUAACCACAGCUGCCCCCACAACAACCACAUUCCCUGCCACGACAAACACAGCUGCACCUACAACAACCACAGCUGCAGCCACUACAACAACAGCUCCACCAACAACAACCACAAAUGUACCUACAACAACCACAGCUGCUGCCACCACAACAACAGCUCCUACCACAUCAACCACAGCUGA
Messenger RNA from Coregonus sp. 'balchen', 1252 nucleotides. The record is from the annotation of a GenBank genome assembly. Lineage: Eukaryota; Metazoa; Chordata; Actinopteri; Salmoniformes; Salmonidae.